Molecule: messenger RNA, 5748 nt
Organism: Syngnathus acus (greater pipefish)
Lineage: Eukaryota; Metazoa; Chordata; Actinopteri; Syngnathiformes; Syngnathidae
Product: LHFPL tetraspan subfamily member 4 protein-like
Exons: 4
Coding region: 685-1554 (289 amino acids)
Biological process (GO): sensory perception of sound; gamma-aminobutyric acid receptor clustering
Cellular component (GO): inhibitory synapse; postsynaptic membrane; plasma membrane
Molecular function (GO): GABA receptor binding
Source: RefSeq, a predicted model, not a curated record
GUCAUCAGUACAAACAUCAGCGUCUUCCCGGGGUGCGCGCAGAGGAGCGAGAGCAGGAGGAGGACAGAGGAGAGCGGGAGAGAGAAAUAUAUAGGGGGAGAAAGAGAGAGGGGCUACACGUUGUGGAUAAAGGCUGUCCGACGAGAAAAAUGAUGAUGAUGGAGUCGUGGCGGUGGAGAAUUUUGGAUUUACAAGAAAGGACUGCUCAAAUUUGACAGAGGGGGCUUUUUCGAAAUUACGCCUCUUCUCGGUCUCCUGCAUCCCAUCCCCUUUCUCCUCCUCUUUUUAUUUUCCCUCCUUCGAUUUCAUGUGCACAUCCUUGGUCAUAUAGGCGAGACAGUAAGGGGGUUAUCCCACGGAUGCAUGGGAAGGUAAAAAAAACCGGACGAAAUAAGACCGCUUAUCCAUCCAUACAUCCAUCCAUCCUUCCUUCCACCCUUUCUUGGACGCUCGUGAUAGACACCAUGAAAACAUAUUGGCUGAUGAAGCACGGAAAGCCGCUUUAAAUUAAAACAUCGCGUCUGCAUGUGAAAUAAAGACAUCCCCCUAUUUGAUGGAUCAUUCAUGGUGUUGCCCCAAGGAAAACGAGUAAUGUUGAAUCACUUGUCGUGGUGAAUUAUUCAUUAGUAACUAUAGGUAGGCUAUGAUUUUUUGUGGUUUUUCCACGUAGCAUUUUUUCCUUUCAUGCAAGGCCAAUCCAGCUUUGCAUUUAAGUGGAUGGUAAAAAGUGUCUGUGUGGAUUUGAUUGCCUUUUUGGGAAGGUGUGCAGGGGCAGACGACGGGGGUGAAGAGAAAGAGGGAGAUUUUUUUUUAUCAAGAAGAGGAAUAAACAUGUUGCCUUCCCAAGAAGCCUCCAAGAUCUAUCACGGCAAUUACAACUACAACUACAACCCGCGGGCCGUCGGGGUGCUGUGGGCCAUCUUCACCAUCUGCUUCGCCAUCGUCAACGUGGUGGUCUUCAUCCAGCCGUACUGGAUCGGCGACAGCGUCAACACGCAGCAAGCCGGCUACUUUGGCCUCUUCCACUACUGCGUGGGCACCGGGCCGUCGUCCAGCCGGGAGCUCACCUGCGUGGGCAGCUUCUCCGACUUCAGUUCCAUCCCGUCAGGAGCCUUCAAGGCGGCCUCGGUGUUUGUGCUGCUCUCCAUGGUACUCAUCAUCGGCUGCAUCGCCUGCAUGGCACUGUUCUUCUUCUGCAACACCUCCACCGUUUACAAGACCUGCGCCUGGAUGCAGCUGCUGUGCGGUGUAUGCCUGGUCCUGGGCUGCAUGAUCUUUCCUGAUGGGUGGGAUGCCGAGGUCAUCCGGGACAUGUGCGGGGAGCAUACGGGGAAGUACUCCCUGGGUGACUGCUCUGUACGCUGGGCCUACAUGUUGGCCAUCAUGGGCAUUCUCAACGCUCUGGUCCUCUCCUUAAUGGCCUUCGUCCUGGGCAACCGGCAAAAUGAUUUCUAUCUGGACGACCUGCAGACUGACAACAAAGAUUUUGCUGUGUCCAGGAUUGAGGUUCGGGAUAGAAGAGAGCCAAGGUACGGGGUCCAACGUCUUCACUGAGGACAACGAUCACAUUGGACAUCUUCUCUUCUUCUACUAUUCCUCUCUGUUUCGCUUUUACUUCCUCUUCUCUGUUUUUUUCUUCUUCUUUCCAGUGAUCAGGAUAUUAACCAAUGUCAAUAGACACCAAGUGUACAGGAGUAUGUAAGAUAAUACAAAAAAAAACAAAAAUCAACAACAAAGUCAUUGGGAUAAACUAUAUUUUGGAAAAACAGAAAAAACUAAACGUCUGUACAGUGAAUUGAAGACUUGACUUUGUCAACAAAUACAUUAAGAGGAAUUGAUUUUUUGUGAGAAACUCUUAAUAUGAGGAACCACCUUGUCUGUAGACUUAUUUACCAUAAUUUUGCAACUCACUGUGCAUUUUUGUACACAUCUUCAUGAAUGACAAAUGAGAGUCCCUGUAGAGUAGUUGGAUUUUAAGCCUUUCUUUUAAAAUCUCAAUUCUUAAACUAGUCUUGGCCAUCAAGUGCACGGUGCAAUUGGAGUUUGUAAUUCCAUAAUACUUUCAUCUGAUUAUGUUUACGUUUCCAAUCAAUGUGAGGCUAAAAGCGCUCACUGGACAACUGUGCCUGCAGUUUUCCCAGGUAACAUUGAUCAACGCCAAAAGCUGCAAGAGUCAGCACAACAUAAAAGUACUGCAUCAUUAAUAAAGGCAGUGACAAAUUACAGAUUUUAGGGUACUACCCUUCUUGAAUAGGUAUCCUUUAAAAAUAUUUUAAGAAAUGGUUUAUAGCCUGAUCAUUGAUCAGUUAAAGGUAAGGACACCUUUGCCUCUUUGCUUGUUGUAGAAAGUAGUAAAGAUAAUGUCAAGACUUCAUAAAAUAUAUCACAACGAGGCUCAAAUUUUGCCUGAUCAGGAAGCAUUACUCAAAUGAAAAAUAGCAAGCAUUUUAAUAUUGUCAAAUAGCAGGCCUACACGCAUUGUAAAAAGUACUUUAUAAGCCGUAAUUGAUGUUUGAUUAAAACUGUCUUCAUUUGACAAUUAUAAAUUCACAUUUAUUGUAAUAAUUACCACCAAAAGUAAAAGUGUUUGAAUUCUUCAUUAACCUUUAUAAUCCCACCCUAUCGUAAAGGGCUUCUGAUUCAAGAAUCACGGGGGUCGUACUGACUAUACACUUCCUUACACAUGGUAGCAUUCAUAAAAUUAGCUUUACCUAAUGUAUUUUGGAAAACGACUUCUUUAUAUUUUACUGAAAUUCCUACACAGAAAUUCCUUAGUCACCCCCCCACCCAAUUGUUCAGAAGGUCAUGAGUCAUUCAUAAGAGAGCAAAGAAAAUUGACUACAAUGCAUUUUAUUUGAAAUUAAAAAAAAAAGAUAUAGCUUAUUUAUUGUAAAUCUUUAAAAAUAUGUUGACAGUAUUUUGCUAUUUUUCUAGCAAAAUGCAGCCAGACAUUCACAAUUUUCUUAGUUUCAACUGAAUUCACAUUAUUUAAAAUUAUUUUACUUCAUCAUUGGUGCAAUUUGUGCAUGUUAAUUGGUGGACACUCGUUUCACUGUACAAUAAAAUUAGGCGUUUUUGUUCAAUUUCCCACUAAUUCCCGAUGAGCAGAUAUUUUCUAUCGAGCAAUCUUACCAAUUUGUGUCUAUUUGUCAAGUUGUUUUCUGUUAUUUACACUAGAUGUUCUUAUUUGAACAAACAAGUCCAACACUCACAAAAGUGCUGUCACACGACACCAGAACAGGACUAAGAAAGAAUCCCAUCUCAGUGUCUUUUGGGAAUUUUGUCAUUAAGCUUCAUGCAUUACGCAUGAAUACUGGAUUUGCACCUUUAUCAGGAUCUACAGUAGAAAGAAAGAAGACGUAACGUCAUUGAUGAAGGUAUUCCUAGAAUUCCAAACAAAUGAUGAGCUUUGUACUACAUACGUUGCUACAUUGCUGCUCCAAUAAACAUGUAGCUCCUGUUUUUGCUGCACCAGCAACAUGUGAAUGCCAUUUCAAACAUGUAACUGUCAGGUCAUAUUGGGUAGAAUGGCUCAGUUGUAGGAACCAUGGCGAAAGUAGGCCUUUGUUAAAUACACUGGACCCUUGGGGCUUGCACGAUUGAAUAAAACAUAAAUGGAAAUUGAGCUGAAAUAAAAGUCUAAAAGUAAAAAUGUACAUACAGGAAACAAAGCAUCGGGCUAUUAUUGACAUUCGGCAAAAAGGACAAUAGCAAGACCAACAAAAACUAAAACUGAAUACAAAAAUGAGGUUACCUACAGUAUAGAUUAUGAGACCCGUUGCUAGCGGUAUUCCUUGAACACAAGUUAACCGAAUAAAAAGUGACGACAUCUAAGCUGAGGCUGGCAUUAAUAAAUCAACCACAUUACUGGAAACUAUCCAUUUUUGUGAAUUCCUUUGUCAAAACAUUUUAAAAUCAACACAACAAAGGUUGAACAGUCUCCCGGAAGCAAUUGUGUUCAAGUUCUGAAGGUCCACUGUACUUAAAGGGGCAAAUGUUUGCUUUCACACCGAUUUUAGACUUCAUUUUAAUUGCGUAGCAUACAGCUGAUUGCUAACAUCUUUAGGUGGGUUGGUAUUUUCUAACCUCUGACACCUGCGGGUUUGUCUGACAAGGCUUCAAAACCAGUGGGACAUGUUUACUCAAGACACCAAUUUCAAACAUGAGUCACACUCAAGCCUCCUCUGCAGGAACACGUUGUAUGCAUCCUCUGACCUUGCUUUAUGCAGUCCAGGUACAGUCAUGAGCAGAUAGCUAGACGUGUGGUUAUUUUUGGACGCUUGCUAGCUAACUCUCAGGAAGCUGUGUCCACAGCACUGUAUUAACGGCUCAAAUAAGUGCGUCUUGCAAACGCACCGAUGUGGUACGGUUCCUUUUGACACGUUUGGAGUGACUACUCUGGGUUUACAAGCUGGGCCAAGCAGGCAAUAUGAAAAUAGCCCUUAUGCUGAAUCUAAUGAUGCUGUCACACUCACGAUUUUCGCCUCAUCAACCAUUGCGGUGCCAAGCCUUGAUUUGAAACCACCGAUGAACUGUGUGCAAACCAUUGUUGUAAUAUGUAAAGGCAGGUUGACGUAGAAAUGUGGGGUCAUUAUUUUUUCUUUCUUUAGACUUUUUAGACAAUUCGUCCACAAUGCAGACACCUAAGCAUGGACACGUUCCAUCUCAAAUUCUUUGCAUAGAAAAGGUGAUAAUGUGUCUUGAUAGGUAAUAUAUAUCAGGAUUUUCUUACCCUCUUCUCAUUUGGGAAUACUUUUAUGGAUACACUAUGUCUUUCAUGAAACAAACGACAAAAAUCUUCUAAGGGAGUGAACAAAAACUCGAAAGAGGCUAAUGUUCGGACCUCCAAGCGUCGUUGGCCGCACGUUGGCCGGUCAAGGCUCCACUUUUUCCAAUCCUGAGGAGUCGGCGCCAAACCGAAAUAAACCUUAACAAGGAACUGACGCUAUCUUAACCCUGAUGAGCACAUCUUUCUACUACUCCAGGUGCCUCUAAGAACUCUUGAUCCAGAUGUGGUGCAGAACCAGCAAAACAAGUAGUGACACUGUAGGUUUUUUUUUCUACUAAAAGACUAAGACACUCCUACUGAGCGCCCAUUUGUCGCAAGGUGGAUCUGACUCAGAAAUUGGGGUCCAUUCAGUUUGGAGUCAAGCAAAGAUGUCCCACCUGAUUAUUUACUUUAAUUUGGGGGCAAAGGUUUGUCUACUUUGAAUUAAAUAACUUCAUCUUAAAUUCAAAGACAGAAAGAUGCGUCAAAGGGGGAAAAGCAUUUUCUGAUACCCCCAAAUAUUUGCUGACCAUGUAAAUGUCAUUGAACUGUUUUGUCAUGCAAUACCAUGUAUAAAGACAUCUUUUUGGGAGGGGGUGGGUGAGGUACGGGGCAAUGAUGACUAACGUCCGGUGAUUUAUGUUCUGAUUUCUGUUGACUUUUGUGUUCAUUCUUGAAAUGUUGCCAAACUAUCAUGUAUUACAUGAGAAGAAAAAAAUAUUUAGUUUUGCUUUUUCUAAAAAAAUGCUGUGUUACAAAAUGAUUCUAUGAGCAUAUUUGUCAGCAAGUUUGUUUGAUUAAUGUGUUGCUCUAUCUUUAGCUUUAGGUUAAGGUUUCCAUUUGUUGUAUUUUCCUAUGAUGGUUGUCGUUGUGUCACAACAAGAUCAUUUUCUCAAUUAAUUUCGCUGAGUUCUCGAUGGACUUCUAACACCCCUAAAAUGCAAUUUUUGAAAGACAGACAAAGAGAGAGAGACAGAGAG